Colletotrichum orchidophilum is the source of this 135-nucleotide messenger RNA. RefSeq lists its product as uncharacterized. The record is from RefSeq and is a predicted model, not a curated record. The transcript has a single exon. NCBI's taxonomy places the organism in Eukaryota, Fungi, Ascomycota, Sordariomycetes, Glomerellales, Glomerellaceae. Bases 1 to 135 code for a protein of 44 amino acids.
AUGCAGCAGACAAAAUCAACUAUGAGCCAGCCAUGGUGGGAACUACUCAACUCGAGGCUAAGCCGUCAAUCAUCGUCCAUUGUCGCGAAGACCAAACAGAUGACCUCAUAUCACUCUUCAACGAUGGUUUUUUGA